Messenger RNA from Microdochium trichocladiopsis, 258 nucleotides. RefSeq names its product cytochrome c oxidase polypeptide vib-like protein. Gene Ontology annotation, cellular component: mitochondrion; respiratory chain complex IV. The coding region runs from base 1 to 258 and encodes 85 amino acids. Lineage: Eukaryota; Fungi; Ascomycota; Sordariomycetes; Xylariales; Microdochiaceae. The record is from RefSeq and is a predicted model, not a curated record. The transcript has 3 exons.
AUGUCCGACGACGAGCGCGAGACCAAGCCCUUCAAGUUCGUCACCGGUGUCGACGCCCGCUUCCCCAACCAGAACCAGACCAAGCACUGCUGGCAGAACUACGUGGACUACCACAAGUGUAUCAACGCCAAGGGCGAGGACUUCGCCCCUUGCCGCCAGUUCUAUCUUGCCUACAAGUCCCUGUGCCCCAGCGGCUGGCACCAGCGGUGGGAUGAGCAGCGCGAGGCUGGCAACUUCCCCGCCAAGCUCGACGCAUAG